Rotaria sordida is the source of this 1572-nucleotide messenger RNA. The record is from the annotation of a GenBank genome assembly. NCBI's taxonomy places the organism in Eukaryota, Metazoa, Rotifera, Eurotatoria, Philodinida, Philodinidae.
AUGCUGUGCUGCCAUAAACAAUAUUUUCAGUUAAUCCGAGUUUUAUUCUAUCAAUCACGGCGUUCAUUUACUCCAACACGUCAAUUAAAUGAUUUACAGCAAAUAUAUGAGUUACUUAAACAAGAAUCUCUAUCUGCAACAACGCCUUAUUCACAAACAAUGAAGCCAACUGGAAUAUUUGCUAAUAAUGAAUUAGAUUUAGACACAAUCAAAGUUUAUGGUUUUGAUUUUGAUUAUACAUUAGCAAGAUAUAAAUCAACAUUACAUUCAUUAAUUUAUGAUCAUACUAAAGAAUAUCUCGUCAAAAAUUUACGAUAUCCAGAUCAACUAAUGAAUUUUUCUUUUCGACCUGGAUUGGGUGCACGUGGUCUUCAUUUAGAUAUAAAAAGUGGAUGGUUAAUGAAAGUUGAUAGUUAUCAUAAUAUUCAAUUAGGCACUGUUUAUCAUGGUAUGCGAAAAAUACCAGAUGAAGAAGUUAUUGCUGCACAUAAUGGUACAAAAUUGUCUGUUGAUGAAGUUGGUUAUCUUGGAAUGACAUCAAAUAUGUAUCAAUUUGUUGAUAUUUUUUCAAUAUCUGAAAUAACAAUUUUACGUGAUGUGGCUCAGUAUUUUAUUGAUAACGGUAUUCCAUUUGCAUCUGAAUACAUACAUCAUGAUGUUCGAGAAGCAGUUAGCUUUUUCCACAGAACUGGAACGAUGCAUAAAAUAGUUGGGCAAGAUGUUGCAACUUAUUUUGAAGAAAAUGUUCGUUUAAAACCAUUUUUACAACGACUUCGUGAUGCUAAUAAACAAUUAUUUUUAAUAACAAAUAGUGCUUUUUGGUAUGUUGACCGUGGUAUGACAUAUUUACUUGGAAAGAAUUGGGAAGAGUUUUUUGAUAUUAUUAUAUGUCAAGCUAGAAAACCAUCAUUUUUUGGUGCACAAAGAAGACCAUUUAGAGAAGUUAACGUUAAUAAUAAUUCAAAAUCUUGGGAUCGAGUUUCUAAAUUACAGAAAGGAAACGUUUAUACUGAAGGUAAUCUCACGGCUCUUGUUGAAAUGACACGUUGGGAAGGGCAUGAUGUUCUUUAUAUUGGUGAUCAUAUUUACGGUGAUUUAGCAGAUUUAUUUCUUACACAUGGAUGGAGAACAGGUGCUAUUUUAGAAGAAGUUGAAGAUGAAAUCAGUGUAAUUAAUUCGGAACCAUAUCAAAAAACUAUUCGAUGGCUAAAUAUUCUUGAAUGGCUAAUCGAUCAACUACAAGAUAUUCCUGGUCCUGAAGCUGAUGUACUUAUGAAAAGUUGGGUUGCUGAACGAGAACAAGAAAGAACAAAAUCUCGUGAUUAUUUUAAUCCUUCGUUUGGUUCUAUAUUUCGUACACAUACAGUUCCAACAUAUUUUCAUCGACGUUUAGCUCGUUUUGCUGACGUUUAUACAUCAAAUGUUUGUAAUUUUCUUAAUUAUUCGCUUGAUUAUAUAUUUUUUCCUCGUCGUAUGGCAUUAGCACAUGAAAAUGUUUUGCCAACGCCAGAUAUUAAUUUAUUACUCAUGAAAGCUGCUCGAGAAGCAAUGCGUUUUGAAACAAAGAGCUGA